AAGUUUCAAAGUUAACAUUCAUAAGAGAAAAUUUAGAAUUUUGCAAAACUUGUGCUUUAUACCAACAAAAAACAAAGAUGGCGGCAAAGAAUGUUCCAGAAGUGGUACUAAAUUCAGGAGAAAAGAUGCCAGCCAUAGGAUAUGGAACAGCAACUCCUCCUCCUCCAACAGCUCUGAUUGAUGCUAUUGACAUUGGCUACAGACAUUUUGAUACUGCUUCUUUCUAUAAUACUGAAGAACUUCUAGGCCAAGCUGUGUCAAAAGCUUUAGAGCUAGGCCUCAUUAAAAAUCGCGACGAACUGUUUAUUACUUCCAAGUUAUGGUGUACUGAUGCUCACCAUGACCUUGUUCUCCCAGCUCUCAAAACCACUCUCAAAAAUCUUGGGUUGGAUUAUGUGGAUCUGUAUUUGAUUCAUUGGCCAGUGAGGUUGAAACAAGAUGCUGUAGGCUUUAAAAGUGAGGAUAUGAUUCCUAUCGACAUAAAAGGAGUAUGGGAAGCUAUGGAAGAGUGUCAUAGAUUGGGCUUAGCAAAGUCUAUUGGUGUUAGCAACUUUGGAGCCAAAAAACUCUCCUUACUUUUAGAAAAUGCCAAAAUCACUCCUGCGGUUAAUCAGGUGGAAAUGAGCCCAUCAUGGAAUCAAGGGAAACUCAGAGAAUUCUGCAAGCAUAAAGGAAUUCAUGUGAGUGCAUGGUCACCACUAGGAGCAUACAAAGAUCCUUGGGGUUCCCCUUCAGUGAUGGAUAAUCCAAUUCUGCAUGAAAUUGCUGAGGCUAAAAAGAAAAGUGUAGCCCAGAUAAUUCUAAGAUGGAUAUACCAGCAUGGGGUACCUGCUAUUGUGAAAAGCUUCAAUAAGGAGAGGAUGAAACAAAACAUUGAAAUAUUUGAUUGGGAAUUGAGCCAAGAAGAGUCUGACAAAAUCAAUCAGAUUCCUCAAAUCAGAACCCUAAAAGGAGAAAUGUUUAUAUCAGAAAAUGGACCUUACAAAUCCUUGGAAGAGUUGUGGGAUGGAGAUGUUUAAAUAAUUUAUAGGAUCAUGUGUUAAGCAAUGAUUAUUUCUUGUAUUCAAAUUGUAUCCUUUUCCCCGUUUUUUAGGUUUUAUUCCACUGGAUUUUCCUUGAUAAUGUUUUUUAUAAGACAGUUGGUCAGUUACUUUGAUCUGCAUUAUUAUUGUGAAGUACUUGUUGUUGAUAUUGGAAUUCAUUGUGUUGAAGCAAUAUGUUGCUCGAUAGAACAAGGGUGUGUCGAAAUAAUUUAAGUUUUGUCGAGUUGUAUUAGAUGUCGAAGUGUCGAAGAAUGUUGCUACACACAGGAUUUCGACUUAGACCAAAAUAGGUAUUCUGGACUUUGGCUUAGGGAGAAAGCAACCUAAAACUAUAAAUAGAUGGAGUAACCCAUA
Messenger RNA from Vicia villosa (hairy vetch), 1397 nucleotides. Its product is annotated as methylecgonone reductase-like. Gene Ontology annotation, cellular component: cytosol. NCBI's taxonomy places the organism in Eukaryota, Viridiplantae, Streptophyta, Magnoliopsida, Fabales, Fabaceae. Gene Ontology annotation, molecular function: aldose reductase (NADPH) activity. The transcript has 4 exons. Bases 78 to 1019 code for a protein of 313 amino acids. The record is from RefSeq and is a predicted model, not a curated record.